AUGCAAUUUGAAUUUGAUACUCUUAUUAGAAAUAAGACGUGUAAUUUAGUUCCUCGUCCUGGUGAUGCUAAUACUAUUCGAUAUAUGUGGAUUUUUAGGCAUAAGAAAAAAAUUGACACCUCCUUUAAGAGUUAUAAGGCUCGUAUUGCAGACGACAUCAUUCUUAUCACCUUUACUCAUGCCCUUCGCAAAUCAAUUAUGUCACUCUUAACAUUUGAGUUUGCGAUGAAGGAUUUGGGUCCCUUGAGUUAUUUUUUGGGUAUUGUUAUAUAUCGUCAUCCUAGUGGUCUCUUUCUCAGUCAUAGCACUUAUGCCUCAGAGAUCAUCGAACAUGCUGGCAUGGCGUCCUGCAAACCAUCUGCCACUCUUGUUGACACCAAGCAAAAACUUAGCACCUCUUCUGGCACGCCUUAUGAAGACCAUUCUCUAUAUCAGAGUCUUGCAAAGGCUUUGCAGUAUCUCCCAUUCACUCUACCUUUCCGUAGUCCUCUAGUCAGAAAUAAAUUUGGCAGUCGUCUCCCAUUCUACAGAAUAUACAUAGAGGAACUAGUUACACAAUGCAUCAUCAACUUUGUAGUAAUGAGAGGAAAGGAAUCUCAUUUUGCUUCAAACAAAAUUCCAAUAAAUCCUAAUUAA
This is a messenger RNA of Lathyrus oleraceus (garden pea), 636 nucleotides long. RefSeq lists its product as uncharacterized. Bases 1 to 636 code for a protein of 211 amino acids. Lineage: Eukaryota; Viridiplantae; Streptophyta; Magnoliopsida; Fabales; Fabaceae. The record is from RefSeq and is a predicted model, not a curated record. The transcript has 2 exons.